Monoraphidium neglectum is the source of this 1461-nucleotide messenger RNA. RefSeq names its product glycylpeptideN-tetradecanoyltransferase. Bases 1 to 1461 code for a protein of 486 amino acids. Gene Ontology annotation, cellular component: cytoplasm. Gene Ontology annotation, molecular function: glycylpeptide N-tetradecanoyltransferase activity. The transcript has 9 exons. The record is from RefSeq and is a predicted model, not a curated record. Gene Ontology annotation, biological process: N-terminal peptidyl-glycine N-myristoylation. Lineage: Eukaryota; Viridiplantae; Chlorophyta; Chlorophyceae; Sphaeropleales; Selenastraceae.
AUGAGCGGGGAGGGGGCGCCCGCCCAGGGCGAGGCGAGCUCGUCUGGACCUAGCACAGAUCUCAUUGCCUCAGUUCAGGCUCGGUUAGCGGCCCUUGGCUCGCGCGCCGCGACCAACACCAGCAAGCAGCAGCGCAAGCAGCGCUAUGCGUUUUGGGAAACGCAGCCGGUGGUGCAGUUUGAUGGCGGAGCAGCUGAGCAGGAGGAUGGGCCCAUAGACAAGCCCAAGACGGUGGCGGAGGUCAAACAGGAGCCUUACUCACUGCCAGACAGCUUUGAGUGGUGCGAGUGCGAUGUGGGUGACGCCGUCCAGGUGCGUGAGGUGUAUGAGCUGCUGCACCUGAACUACGUGGAGGACGACGACGCCAUGUUCAGGUGUGAGACGUGGGCGCUGCAGCCGCCGGGCUUCCGCAAGGACUGGCACGUGGGCGUGCGCGUGAAGGCCAGCCGCAAACUGGUGGCCUUCAUUAGCGCCAUCCCGGCCACUAUUCUGUCUGGUGAGGGGGGGCGUCGUCAGGCCAGCUGCAAGCUGCAUUUGGGGGCAGCUGGGUCAACCAAGUGCAACGGCAGCGUCGGCAAAGGCAACAGGAGCAUCGGCAGCAACAACGCCAAGAACAGCAACAGCAGCAACGGCAGCAGCGACAGCAGCAGGCGAAGCAGCAAGCUGCCCAUGGUCGAGAUCAACUUCCUGUGCGUCCACAAGAAGCUCAGGUCCAAGAGGCUGGCACCCGAGAUCACCAGGCGCGUCAACCUGCAGGACAUCUGGCAGGCAGCCUACACCGCGGGCGUCGUGCUGCCCAAGCCGGUGUCCGUGUGCCGCUACUGGCACCGCUCCCUCAACCCCAAGAAGCUCAUAGACGUCGGCUUCUCGUCGCUCGCGCCGCGCAUGACUCUUGCGCGCACCAUCAAGCUGUACAAGCUGCCGCCGGCCACUGCCACCCCUGGGCUGCGGCCGAUGGUCGCAGCCGACGCUCCGGCGGUGGCGCGGCUGCUCAACAGCUACCUCAGCUGUUUCAAGCUGGCGCAGCACUUCUCUGCGGACGAGGUGCAGCACUGGUUGACGCCGCAGGACAUGGUGGUGGACGCGUACGUGGUGGACGGCGGCAGCGGGAGCGGCGAGGGCGGCAGCGGCGGCGGCAGCGGCAUCAGCGACGUGGUGUCAUUCUACACACUGCCGAGCUCGGUUCUGGGGCAUGCGGAGCACAAUGAGAUCCGGGCGGCGUACAUGUUCUACACGGUUGCGACCAAGGCGCCGCUGCAGCAGCUGAUGCAGGAUGCCAUGAUCCUGGCCACCGCCAAGGGCUACGACGUGUUCAACGCGCUGGACCUCAUGGAGAACGCCUCCUUCCUGAAGGACCUCAAAUUUGGCAUCGGCGACGGCACGCUGCAGUAUUACCUCUACAACUGGAGGAUGGCGGGCACGCCGAUCGCGCCAGGGGAGACCGGCCUGAUCCUCUUGUAA